Arabis nemorensis is the source of this 1746-nucleotide messenger RNA. The record is from the annotation of a GenBank genome assembly. Lineage: Eukaryota; Viridiplantae; Streptophyta; Magnoliopsida; Brassicales; Brassicaceae.
AUGGUGGAAGGAGGAAUAGCGAAAGCAGACAAAACAGAGUUCACAGAGUGUUGGAGGACGACAUGGAAGACUCCUUACAUCAUGCGCCUCGCUCUCUCCGCCGGCAUCGGUGGUCUUCUCUUCGGCUACGACACCGGAGUCAUCUCCGGCGCACUCCUCUUCAUCAGAGAGGAUUUCAAGGAGGUUGAUAGGAAAACAUGGCUCCAAUCCACCAUCGUCAGCAUGGCAGUCGCCGGAGCCAUCGUCGGAGCAGCCGUCGGAGGUUGGAUCAACGACAGAUUCGGCCGGAGGAUGUCGAUUCUCAUCGCCGACGUCCUCUUCCUCGUCGGAGCCAUCGUCAUGGCAUUUGCUCCUGCUCCGUGGGUCAUCAUCAUCGGAAGAAUCUUCGUUGGAUUGGGCGUUGGUAUGGCUUCCAUGACCUCUCCUCUCUACAUCUCUGAGGCUUCUCCGGCCAGAAUCAGAGGAGCACUUGUCAGCACCAACGGACUUCUCAUCACCGGAGGACAAUUCUUCUCUUACCUCAUCAAUCUAGCCUUUGUACACACUCCCGGGACAUGGAGAUGGAUGUUGGGAGUUGCAGGUGUCCCGGCGAUUGUUCAGUUUGUACUGAUGCUGUCUCUGCCAGAGUCUCCACGGUGGCUUUACAGGAAGGACAGGAUCGCUGAAUCGAGAGCGAUCCUUGAGAGGAUCUAUCCGGCAGACGAGGUGGAGGCGGAGAUGGAUGCGCUUAAAGAGUCGAUUGAGGCUGAGAAAGCGGACGAGGCAAUCAUCGGAGACAGCUUCGUAGCCAAACUCAAAGGAGCCUUUGCAAACCCUGUCGUUCGACGUGGACUCGCCGCUGGUAUUACAGUGCAGGUUGCACAGCAGUUUGUCGGGAUCAACACCGUCAUGUACUACAGUCCCUCCAUUGUGCAAUUCGCCGGUUACGCCUCCAACAAGACAGCAAUGGCCUUGUCUCUCGUCACUUCAGGUCUCAACGCGGUGGGCUCGAUCGUGAGCAUGAUGUUUGUGGAUCGCUACGGUAGAAGGAAGCUGAUGAUCAUCUCCAUGUUUGGGAUCAUUGCAUGUCUUAUCAUCUUAGCCACAGUGUUCUCACAGGCUGCCAUUCACGCCCCAAAGAUCGACCCGAUGGAGUCCACCACCUUUGCGCCUAACGCUACUUGUCCAGCGUUUGUCCCGCUCAGAGCCGCAAACGCUCCUCCCUCGAGGUGGAACUGCAUGAAGUGUUUGAGGUCGGAAUGCGGAUUCUGCGCCAGCGGAGUAAAGCCGUACGCACCAGGAGCAUGCGUGGUGUUGUCGGACGACAUGAAAGCGACAUGCCACUCGAGAGGAAGAACAUAUUUCAAAGAUGGGUGCCCAAGCAAGUUUGGAUUCUUAGCUAUAGUGUUUCUGGGAUUAUACAUCAUAGUGUAUGCACCAGGUAUGGGCACUGUCCCUUGGAUUGUCAACUCCGAGAUCUAUCCGCUCAGAUAUAGAGGCCUUGGCGGAGGAAUAGCCGCUGUCGCCAAUUGGGUGUCCAACCUCAUUGUCAGCGAGAGCUUCCUCUCACUCACCCACGCCCUCGGCUCCUCCGGGACAUUCCUUCUCUUUGCCGGCUUCUCCACUGUAGGGCUCUUCUUCAUAUGGCUGCUUGUGCCCGAGACCAAAGGCCUUCAGUUUGAGGAGGUAGAGAAGUUGCUAGAGGCCGGGUACAAGCCCAGUCUCUUGCGGCGAAGGAACAAGUCCAAAGAUGAUGAUACAGCUUAA